Molecule: messenger RNA, 1244 nt
Organism: Pogonomyrmex barbatus (red harvester ant)
Lineage: Eukaryota; Metazoa; Arthropoda; Insecta; Hymenoptera; Formicidae
Gene: HLH54F
Product: basic helix-loop-helix domain-containing transcription factor HLH54F
Biological process (GO): regulation of transcription by RNA polymerase II; developmental process
Molecular function (GO): RNA polymerase II transcription regulatory region sequence-specific DNA binding; protein dimerization activity; DNA-binding transcription factor activity, RNA polymerase II-specific
Source: RefSeq, a predicted model, not a curated record
GAGAAAGAGAGAGAGAGAAAAAGAGAAAGAAGAAAAGAAGAAAACCGGGAAGGAUGUGCCAGAUGGUCAGGAACAUUACGGCGCUGCCGCGGAUUGGAUCCCACAGCAUCUCGGAAAACGAAAUGAGGCGAAUGAGACUAGAGACUGAUUCGAAAGCUCCGCCUGGUUUUCGGGACGUCCCAAAUCUUCGCAUCCCUCCAACCAAUAUAUUUUCUUAUCUCUAUCUCAUUCUCUUUCCGUCCGCGUUGCUCCUCCCGGUUCACUCUUCGGUUCUGCUUCGGAGAACAUUGACUAACAAUUAGUUGCACGUCGCAGACGUGAUCUGUCGCGAUAUUCUACCCUGCCGACACAGACACUCGUGUGAUCGCGAAUAAAAGAGGAAUCAUUGAUCACAGGAUGCCUCGAAAACGACGCGCUUCGACAUCGUCACUGGAGGAAUAUCCUUCUGAGGAAAAGUAUUUGAAGGAUGACAUGGAUAGUCGCGCUCCGCGAAACGCUGCCAAUGCCCGAGAACGCGCGAGAAUGCGAAUAUUAAGCAAAGCAUUUUGCAGAUUGAAAACAACAUUGCCAUGGAUACCUGCAGAUAGCAAAUUGAGCAAAUUGGACACGUUACGUUUGGCCGCAACGUACAUCGCUCAUCUGCGAGCGGUGCUUCGGGAUGACGGUGAAACUCAUCCUGAGACCACCAAAUCCUUGUCGCUAGCCUUGUCGUGGCCUUUUGCUAUUCAAAACAACAAUGCUGCCGCGCUUGUGAACACCAGUUGCAACGUGUCUUCCUCUACGUCUUCGAGUUGUAAUCAGUAUCGAGGACAGCAAAUGACUCACGAUAUUCAAAAUUUCCAUCAUUCAGGGCAUCAGGGUGCAUCGACACGCCAUAAUCAGGAGCAACAGCUCUCUUAUUUCUAACAAAAAAAUUCUGACAAUCCGAUCAGAACUUGACUGCAGUGAGCGAUAUCUACAAAAAGUGACCACUAACGACUGGAUUACACGACGAAGAUGGUGCUGUCGUGUAUUCACGCCUUAUUUAUUCCAAAGUGCCUUAUUCUAAUAUUUAUUGAUUUAAUUUUAAUAUAUAAUUACGAUUGCAUCUCAAUUUAUAUGACAAGGAAACAAUGUACAUAUUCAUAUUUUGACUAUACGUAUUUUUUGCAUACCAAAAGAAUUUAGCUGUAAUUCAGCUGUUUAGAAACCUUAGUAAAACAAAAUUAUGUAAGAUAAAUAAAAUCAUUUCUGAUAUAUUUUAU